Lethenteron reissneri (Far Eastern brook lamprey) is the source of this 10866-nucleotide messenger RNA. Its product is annotated as zinc finger protein 91-like. Gene Ontology annotation, biological process: regulation of transcription by RNA polymerase II. The record is from RefSeq and is a predicted model, not a curated record. Gene Ontology annotation, molecular function: DNA-binding transcription factor activity, RNA polymerase II-specific; RNA polymerase II cis-regulatory region sequence-specific DNA binding. Gene Ontology annotation, cellular component: nucleus. Lineage: Eukaryota; Metazoa; Chordata; Hyperoartia; Petromyzontiformes; Petromyzontidae.
UGCAAGUGACGUCAUGUCACCUCGUGACGUCACGAGGGACCAGGAAGUUGCCGCUCCGCGCUCGCACUGCAAUCCGAGGCCACGCCCGCUUGAGCUGCUGUACCGCUCUUGUUUUCAGAAGCGACCUGCCAACAACAACAACAAGGCAGAGGUGGGACAAAGUCAUUGUUAUGCAAGUCCAAGUCGAAUCUGAAGUCAUCAAAUUCAUGACUCGAGUCUGACUCGAGUCCACACCUCUGCAACAAGCUGUCGCUGCCUCUGCAGAAGUGGUCUCAUGGAGCAAAGGCACUCGGCGCAGCUCGGUGCAAAAAGGCAUCAAUGCGACCGGUGUGCAUACAGCACGGAUCGUCCUGCACAUUUGACACUGCACCAGAGAACUCACACUGGGGAGAAACCCUUCAAGUGCAGUGUGUGUGGGAAGGCGUUUGCACGGUCAUCUACUCUUGUAGAACACCAGAGAACACACACGGGAGAGAAACCCUUCAAGUGCAGUGUGUGUGGGAAGACGUUUGCACAUUCAUCUGCUCUUGUAGCACACCAGAGAACUCACACGGGAGAUAAACCCUUCAAGUGCAGUGUGUGUGGGAAGGUGUUUGGACAGUCAUCUGCUCUUGUAAAACACCAGAGAACCCACACGGGAGAGAAACCCUUUAAGUGCACUUUGUGUGGGAAGGCGUUUUCAUAUUCAUCUGCUCUUGUAAGACACCAGAGAACACACACGGGAGAGAAACCCUUUAAGUGCACUUUGUGUGGGAAGGCGUUUUCAGAUUCAUCUGCUCUUGUAAAACACCAGAGAACCCUCAUGGGAGAGAAACCCUUCAAGUGCAGUGUGUGUGGGAAGGCGUUUUCACGUUCAUCUGAUCUUAAAAUACACCAGAGAACACACACGGGAGAAAAACCCUUCAAGUGCGGUGUGUGUGAGAAGGCGUUUACACUUUUACCAAAUCUUCAAAGACACCAGAGAACACACAAGCAUCAGAAGAUCCACCAGGAGUGGAGUCUGAAAUCAGCUUGUGAAAGUCAAAGUUCUGCAAUGAGCCCAUCCCUCAUGAAACAAGAACCGGAAGAACAUCCCAGCCUGGACACUUUCAAAGAAAUCGAGGUGAAAUAUGAAGAGGUGAAGGUGGAAUGUGAAGACGUGAUGGUAAAGAGCGAAGAAGUGAAGGUAAAAUGUGAAGAUGAAGAUUCAACUCCAAAAUCGGACUUUCACAUCGAUGGAGGCAACGUGAAGCAGGAGGAGAAUUCUGACUGUGAGGCAGAGCGAGGCAACUCCCAGCAGUUUGUGGAAGUGGAGGUGUGGGUGGACUUCCUCCGAGACAGUACAAAGUCGAAUGGAGACCCGGUAGAUGUACGUGAAGUAUUUCCCAGCAAUGGAGUGCAGUUUGUCGUGAAGGAGGAUGAGGGCCUGUUUGAAGAUAACAUCAGAAAAGUUGACGUCCAGCGUGACCUCAUCGGCGUCAAACGCCAGGGAAGGUGCCACGCCCACUUGAGCUGCAAUACCGCUCUUGUUUUCGGAAGCGACCUGCCCACAACAACAAUAACAACAAGCUGUCGCUGCCUCUGCAGAAUUGGUCUGAUGGAGCAAAGGCACUCUGCGCAGCUCGGUGCAAUAAGGCAUCAAUGCGACCGGUGUGCAUACAGCACGGAUGGUCCUGCACAUUUGACACGGCACCAGAGAACUCACACAAGAGAGAAACCCUUCAAGUGCAGUGUGUGUGGGAAGGCGUUUUCAGAUUUAUCUACUCUUGUAAAACACAAGAGAACACACACGGGAGAGAAACCCUUCAAGUGCAGUGUGUGUGGGAAGGCAUUUUCACAGUCAUCUACUCUUGUAGCACACCAGAGAACACACACGGGAGAGAAACCCUUCAAGUGCAGUGUGUGUGGGAAGGCGUUUGCAUGUUCAUCUACUCUUGGAGCACACCAGAGAACACACACGGGAGAGAAACCCUUCAAGUGCAGUGUGUGUGGGAAGGCGUUUGCACGUUCAGCUCAUCUUGUAAAACACCAGAGAACACACACGGGAGAAAAACCCUUCAAGUGCAGUUUGUGUGGGAAGGCGUUUGCACUUUCACCAAAUCUUCAAAGACACCAGAGAUCACGCAAGCAUCAGAAGAUCCACAAGGAGUGGAGUCUGAAAUCAGCUUGUGAAAGUCAAAGUGCCUCAAUGAGCCCAUCCAUCAUCAAACAAGAACCGGAAGAAAAUCUCAGCUUGGACACUUUCAAAGAAAUCAAGGUGAAAUAUGAAGAGGUGAAGGUGAAAUGUGAAGAUGAAGAUUCAAUUCCAAAAUGGGACCUUCACAUCGAUGGAGACAACGUGAAGCAGGAGGAGAAUUCUCAUGUCACCUGCCUCGUGACGUCACGAUGUAACAGGAAGUUGCCGCUCCGCGCUCGCAUUGAAAUCCGAGGCCAAUUCCGCUUGAGCUGCUAUACCGCUCUUGUUUUCAGAAGCGACCUGCCAACAACAAGCUGUUGCUUCCUCUGCAGAAUUGGUCUUAUGGAGCAAAGGCACUCGGCGCAGCUCGGUGCAAAAAGGCAUCAAUGCGACCGGUGUGCAUACAGCACGGAUCGUCCUGGACAUUUGACACAGCACCAGAGAACACACACAGGAGAGAAACCCUUCAGGUGCAGUGUGUGUGGGAAGGCGUUUGCACGUUCAUCUCCUCUUGUAGCACACCAGAGAACACACACAGGAGAAAAACCCUUCAAGUGCAGUGUGUGUGGGAAGGCGUUUGCACGUUCAUCGACUCUUAAAAAACACCAGAGAACACACACGGGAGAGAAACCCUUCAAGUGCAGUGUGUGUGGGAAGGCGUUUGCACAUUCAUCGACUCUUAGAAAACACCAGGGAACACACACGGGAGAGAAACCCUUCAAGUGCAGUGUGUGUGGGAAGGCGUUUGCACAUUCAUCAACUCUUAAAAAACACCAGAGAACACACACGGGAGAGAAACCCUUCAAGUGCAGUGUGUGUGGGAAGGCGUUUUCACAGUCACCUGCUCUUGUAGAACACCAGAGAACACACACGGGAGAGAAACCCUUCAAGUGCAGUGUGUGUGGGAAGGCAUUUUCAGUUUCAUCAAAUCUUCAUGUACACCAGAGAACACACACGGGAGAGAAAGCCUUCAAGUGCAGUGUGUGUGGGAAGGCGUUUCCACAUUCAUCUGAUCUUGUAACACACCAGAGAACACACACAGGAGAGAAACCCUUCAAGUGCAGUGUGUGUGGGAAGGCAUUUUCAGUUUCAUCAAAUCUUCAUGUACACCAGAGAACACACACGGGAGAGAAAGCCUUCAAGUGCAGUGUGUGUGGGAAGGCGUUUGCACGUUCAUCUACUCUUAAAAUACACCAGAGAUCACACACGGGAGAGAAACCCUUCAAGUGCAGUGUGUGUGGGAAGGCUUUUGCACAGUCAUCUACUCUUGUAGAACACCAGAGAACACACACAGGAGAGAAACCCUUUAAGUGCAGUGUGUGUGGGAAGGUGUUUGCACAGUCACCACAUCUUCAAGUACACCAGAGAACACACACGGGAGAGAAAGCCUUCAAGUGCAGUGUGUGUGGGAAGGCGUUUGUACAUUCAUCUACUCUUGUAGAACACCAGAGAACACACACGGGAGACAAACCCUUCAAGUGCAGUGUGUGUAGGAAGGCGUUUGCACGUUCAUCUGCUCUUGUAGAACACCAGAGAACACACACAGGAGAGAAACCCUUCAAGUGCAGUGUGUGUGGGAAGGCGUUUGCACUUUCAUCUGCUCUUACAAAACACCAGAGAACACACACGGGAGAGAAACCCUUCAAGUGCAGUGUGUGUGGGAAAGCGUUUGCACUUUCAUCAAAUCUUCAUGCACACCAGAGAACACACAUGGGAGAAAAACCCUUCAAGUGCAGUGUGUGUGGGAAGGCGUUUACACAGUCAUCUGCUCUUGAAAGACACCAGAGAACACAGAAGCAUCAAAAGAUCCACAAGGAGUGGAGUCUGAAAUCAGCUUGUGAAAGUCAAAGUGCUGCAAUGAGCCCAUCCCUCAUCAAACAAGAACCGGAAGUGUAUCCCAGCUUGGACACUUUUAAAGGUAUCGAGGUGAAACAUGAAGAGGUGAAAUGUGAAGAAGUGAUGGUGAAGAGCGAAGAAGUGAAGGUAAAAUGUGAAGAUGAAGAUUCAACUCCAAAAUCGGACCUUCACAUCGAUGGAGGCAACGUGAAGCAGGAGGAGAAUUCUGACUGUGAGGCAGAGCGAGGCAACUCCCAGCAGUUUGUGGAAGUGGAGGUGUGGGUGGACUUCCUCCGAGACAAUACAAAGUCAAAUGAAGACCCGGUAGAUGUGUGUAACAGGAAGUUGCCGCUCCGCGCUCGCAUUGAAAUCCGAGGCCAAGCCCGCUUGAGCUGCUAUACCGCUCUUGUUUUCAGAAGCGACCUUCCCACAACAACAACAACAACAAGCUGUCGCUUCUUCUGCAGAAUUGGUCUGAUGGAGCAAAGGCACUCGGCUCAGCUCUGUACAACAAGGCAACAAUGCGACCGGUGUUCAUACAGCACGGAUCAUCAUGGACAUUUGACACAACACCAGAGAACUCACACGGGAGAUAAACCCUUCAAGUGCAGUGUGUGUGGGAAGGCGUUUGCACAGUCAUAUGCUCUUGUAAUACACCAGAGAACCCACACGGGAGAGAAACCCUUCAAGUGCGGUGUGUGUGGGAAGGCGUUUGCACUUUCAUCUACUCUUGUAGAACACCAGAGAACACACACGGGAGAGAAACCCUUCAAGUGCAGUGUAUGUGGGAAGGCGUUUGCACAUUCAUCUACUCUUGUAAAACACCAGAGAAUCCACACGGGAGAGAAACCCUUCAAGUGCAGUGUGUGUGGGAAGGCGUUUGCACAGUCAUAUGCUCUUGUAGAGCACCAGAGAACACACAUGGGAGAGAAACCCUUCAAGUGUAGUGUGUGUGGGAAGGCGUUUGCACAGUCAUCUGCUCUUGUAAAACAUCAGAGAACACACACGAGCGAGAAACCCUUCAAGUGCAGUGUAUGUGGGAAGGCGUUUGCACAGUCAUCUGCUCUUGUAAUACACCAGAGAACCCACACGGGAGAUAAACGCUUCAAGUGCGGUGUGUGUGGGAAGGCGUUUGCACUUUCAACUAAUCUUGUAGAACACCAGAGAAUACACACGGGAGAGAAACCCUUCAAGUGCAGAGUGUGUGGGAAGGCGUUUGCACAGUCAUCUACUCGUGAAGCACACCAGAGAACACACACAGGAGAGAAACCCUUCAAGUGCAGUGUGUGUGGGAAGGCGUUUGCACAUUCAUCUACUCUUGUAAUACACCAGAGAACCCACACGGGAGAUAAACCCUUCAAGUGCAGUGUUUGUGAGAGGGCGUUUACACAGUCACAUCAUGUUGUAGCACACCAGAGAACACACAUGGGAGAGAAAUCCUUCAAUUGCAGUGUGUGUGGGAAGGAGUUUGCACUUUCAUCAAAUCUUCAUGUACACCAGAGAGCACACAAGCAUCACAAUAUCCACCAGGGGUGGAGUCUGAAAUCAGCUUGUGAAAGUCAAAGUGCCGCAAUGAGCCCAUCCCUCAUCAAACAAGAACCGGAAGAAAAUCCCAGCUUGGACACUUUCAAAGGUAUCAAGGUGAAAUAUGAAGAGGUGAAGGUGAAAUGUGAAGAAGUGAUGGUGAAGAGCGAAGAAGUGAAGGUAAAAUGUGAAGAUGAAGAUUCAACUCCAAAAUCUGAUCUUCACGUCGAUGGAGGCAACGUGAAGCAGGAGGAGAAUUCUGACUGUGAGGCAGAGCCAGGCAACUCCCAGCAGUUUGUGGAAGUGGAGGUGUGGGUGGACUUCCUCCGAGACAAUACAAAGUCAAAUGGAGACCCGGGAGAUGUGUAAGGCAGUGACGAUGCUGCUCCAAUAGAUGCCCCUUUGUCACAGGUCUUUAAUGACAAGAAUGUGAAGUUAAACACUCGGUUCCUAGUAGGGGUCGGCACGGUUUGGCUCAAACCACCAAACCGCGGUUUGAACCGAACCAAAUCGGUUUGGUUUGGCUCUUUGAACUGGUUCGGUUUGGUUUGGGGCUACGAAAACCGACUCGGUUUGGCUCGGACAGGGUGGAACCGGCUCAAACUAGUUUGGUUGGUUGUAAAGGCCGAGUACAGCAAUAUCAAGGACAUGAUGACGGACAUUCUCAACCAGCGCUACCCAGCGUUGACGACGGACGCGGCGCCGAAGGCGGCGCCGCGUGGCGGCAUUAACAUCCUCUUUGACAUGGUCUACGCGCCCAACGCUCACGACGGCGCCGCCUCCGAGGUCGACUGCUUCCUGCUUGAGCCGACUCAGGACCUGAGCAUGGACGUCGUCGAGUGGUGGAAGCUGUACGGCGGCAAGUACCCGCGCCUACGACGCGUGGCCCUCGACUAUUUGCCUAUCCCGGCGUCGUCCGUGCCCUCCGAGAGAGCAAACUCGGCCGCCAAGCGCUCCUUUCUCGACCGACCAAACCUGCACAAGUGCACGUUCAAGGCCGAGAUGUGUGUGCGCUGGUGGGCGCGGAUGUUGCCUAGUGUUGGGGUUUCACUGCCAUUGAACUACCACACUGCGUUCAAGGACAUUGGGCGUGCCAAGCUUGAGGAGAUGGCUGUGGACGACAUCGUCGUCCAGUACUUGCUAGUGAAUCUCAAUAUGAAGAAAGCCUGCGUAGAAAUUAGCGAUUAAUACACUUGAUAUUUGUAUUGAAUGCGAAUAUUGUUUGCCGCGCAUCUUUUCGGUUCAAGCCAACUCAAGAGGUUUGGUUUAGCUUAGUUUGGUUUGGUUUUGGUUUGGUUUGGUUCAGUCGUCGCUAGUUUGGUUUGGUUUGGUUUGCUCAAUUUGAAACCAGUUUGAGUCGGUUCAAACCGUGCCGACCCCUAGUUCCUAGGUUCAACCUGCAGGGUAAGCGGCCAGUUUUUGUGGACCUGUGUGUUGGGUAGAUCUCUAACCAGGAGCGAGAGCCAAUAAGCUCUCAAACAUUCACUAUGUUAUCAUAAUUGCAUUUAUAUGGUGCUUGCUUAAUCGCCUCUGGCAACUCUGAGUUUUGUAUCGUAUCUAAUCAAACACUCCAAGAGCAUCCCCAAGUAGCUCCCCCUGUGUGGCACAAGGUGGUGGCCCUGCACCGGCCUGCACGUGGACAAGAGCCUGUCAGUAGGGGGCGAUGGUUGAUGUGGCAUCUCAGUUGUGUCGUUUGUAAUGUUUGGAAUUUGCUCAAUUUUGACCCAGACACCAGCAUGCAAUGGCCUAAUCGUUUUAAAUGGCGCAAUAGUAUGUUGUACAUACACUGUUAAGCAGACGGUGUGUAUUUUUUUAAAUAGCUUCUUAAUGCGAUGUAACCUGAUGCAGUAUAUUUCAGUGCAGUCAUUCAAUUUUGUUAAUAUGCCUGUCACUAAUUUAGAAUGAAUACUUGUCUGAUUGUGUGCGUACAUGUACCAUUUUGUCUAUAAGAGUCAAACAUUGAAUAAGUCAUGUUAGGACAACGUGUGUGUUUUGGAAGUAACCUGUACAGAUUACUCAGGUGAGACUCAUUGUUCUUGUGAUACAGGUCAAAGGGUAUUUUUGUGUUUUUAGGAAGCAUCUCCCUCUGGAGUAACUCAUUGUCUUUGAAAUAGGGAGCACACUCGGAUCAUUCAUCAGUUACAAGGCAUGCCACUCAAAAGUUAAACGUAGAGGAGAUACAUUCUCUACAACACGAAUUAUAAUUUUGUAUGGCGUGUUGACACAAAUUUCAUCUAACUAGGGAUAGAAAUGCUCCUUGCUGAUUAACAUCUGGAUGUUUAAGCUAUCGGUUAAAGCAAGCCUGGCUGCUGUUGAGGCGCUGUGCACCAAUAAGAGUUCACAGGUGGCUUGCACUGAAUCAAUGAUGCACUCCCAGAAGGCUGUGCUAGUUAUAGUUUGUGUAAACAUUCCUUUGUUUCGUGGAGAGACCGAUAAAUGAAAGAGGUGUCCGCUGAUCUUUUUUGUAUCUGUGUCCAUCGAUAUCUCACAUUGCUUACCACAUGUUUAUUUAAAUAUGCAAAGCGUCCUCGGGAGACGUCCCCUCAAAGUCACGGGUGGGUGAUGUCGGCGCCUCCCUGUCUCUGGUUUGUGACCUCGCCUCGUCCACGGGACGUGACGACUGUGCACUGUCUUGGAAUUCAUUCGCAGUCAUUAAAUCUUGACACAUACCAAAGAACACAAGAGAAGCCCAUCAGGUGUACUGCGUGUGGUAAGGCGUUUACAGGGUCAUCAAAUGUUCACAACCUCCGGAGAAUACAUGUACUAAAACCCUUAAAGUAAACUGUGUUCCGUCAUGCCUUUGACGUGUUUUUUUUACUGAAAAACGCGUAAAGAAAUCUACAAGGAGCCCAGUUUGAAAUUGACGUGCGAGUCAAAAGUGCAACAAUGAGUCGAUCUCGUAACAACAACCAGAAUACAAUUCCAGCUUUGAUACAUGGCCAGGAGUGGAAGUGUCAAGCGAAGAAGUUGCGCUUAAAAGUGAAGAAGAAGAUUCUGCUCCAGGACGCGACCUCCAUGUGGAUGCAGGCAGCGUGAAGCAGGAGCAGCAUUCGGACAGAAGGAGAGUGAGACGACCCGCAGGAGUUUGUGGAUAUGGAGGUGUGAGUGGAGUUUUUGGACACAGCAGAGUAGAAGGGGCUUGCACGUGUGAAGUGGAGUCUGGGAAGGUCUGCAACCAGAAGCGUGACAAUCUCCAAAGCAUUAAACUCAUUCACAGACUUCCCUCACGACAAGAAUGGAUGCAGCUGUAGGCGUCAUCCAGUCGAGCUAUGAGCUUUCAAUAAAUAUGCAAUCGCAGUGUAGUAAAAUAUUUUCGAAUUGCAAAGAGUGCCUUUCAUAAUCGCUCAUUAAUGUUGGUCAGGUUACUAGUGCCUGUAUGGUGGGUUCAUUCGUGCGAUUUGUUACGCAACUUGUGAGGUGACAGGUUAUUAACGUUGACCGUUUAAUUGUAGGCCAGUCGCCAACAAUAACAGCUGCAAUUUACCACUAAAUGAUGGUGAUAUCACCAUGGCGCUUGUGCCAGACCUGGUGCAUUUCGAGGCCCAGUGAAGUGUCGAAAGAUCACAGAGAGGAGGUCAUGGGACAGACCCAGGUGUCACGGGAUCACAGGAUAUCUGACCGAUGACUCGGAUGCCCCCAUUUCCACACGAUAGCACAACUUUGAAGAGCAGGCCACACAAACACAGUAUCUUACAAGUAGUAAUAACCAAAAAUAUACAUCCACUGAAACCUAUGUCCGAGUGCGUUUCUGAACUCGUACACGUUUUGAUCAGGCGACCUUAACCACCGUUAUCCAUUCGGGCUGUUUAUCUCCAUCCUGAUAUGGGAACAUUCCCACUUAACAAAAGGUGUGCGACUCGCAAAGGGGUUCGCACUUUUACCCCUUGGGUCAUCCAAACAUUCUUUUAAAGCAGACACUCCCUUCCACGACAAUUGCGACUGGGUGCUCCCACUGACUGUACGUGUCACCUCUGCACGAUAGUACAUGGCACUCGCCAUCACUCCACAAUUUGGGUUCGAGAUUACUCGCUAAUAUUGAUGUAAGCCACCUCGCCACACUUUAGUUAUUCAAUCACGGACCACUUCGGAGCCACAGCUGGGGGGAGAGAGAGGUGGGGGGGGCGACGGAGUUACCCUCGUGCUGUUAUUGUCUGCGCAGUGCGCAAUCUACCAGUGUUAAAACUGUACUUAUGUAUCUACCAGUUGUUACUUAUUUAUUGGACAUUUGUUACUUAUUUCCUGUUUUAAGUUCACUCGUUUCCGGUUAGUUUGCUUUAUUUGUGCACGUUAUGAUUUUAAUGUUAACAAUUGAUAGUGGAAUGUAUUACAAAUGUAAACUUCGUAUUAAUGAUGGAAAUAAGCUGCGGUAACGAUGUUAAAUAUAUUAAUGCAUGAGGCGUAUAUGCAGGUGCGGGCUGAAUUUUUUUUGACACAAAACGCUAUUUUUGCGGGGUAUAUGAGUCUGUGGGUUAUAUGCGUAUGCGGGAAAAUACGGUACUUGGGAAGUUUAUACAGGUAGGAACAAUAUGUUCCACACUGCCCACCAGGGAUUUUUUGUCUGUCUGUCUCAUGCAUAUUUGUCUGUCGUGCACGAAUGCGCUGUCCAACCAAGUUCCUACCUGCCACUCCGAAGGAACGUGUUUUGAUUUUGGCGGGUUUUAACGACACAUUUAUAUAUUUAUGCGAUCUAACUCAAAAAAACAACUCUUAUGGAUGUUAUUGGUCGCGAAAGCCUGCUACGUGUUAAACGGAUUAAAUGUCCUGCACCCCAACCAGACGACCAGGCCUGGCUUUUCGCCGUAGUCCGCUCCUUUCUUUACUGCGAGAUGGAUAUUGGCCAGAGAUGGUCGUGGUUAGUUUCGUUAUGAUGUGGUAUUUCCCCGCAUCUCAAAUGUGUGGGAGGGGUUUCUUUAUGCAAUUUCGGCUGGGUUUUGGCAAAUGCCAUUGGUUAAUUUGCUCGUAAAAAUAAGCCCUGCACCUGUUCUGAAUGCAACAAUGCACGCACUUCUCCACAUUCUGAAUCAAUCUCGGUGCACGUGGUUCGUGUGAUAAUUACGUAACUGAAAGCGCAUGCUGCACCGCUGAUCCAAUGGUCGCAUGCAUGGAACUCAUCAAUUCCUUCAUCACUUGACAAACCCAGAAGCUGCUCUUCCUGUGCCAGUUCACCAUCCCCCUCAUUCGGACACGUGGCCGUGUGCCACGCUUUGAUCCGAGGUGAAAUGUUUUCAUUAUCGUCGUCGUUACGUUGCUUUACCCGGGAAAGCCUCGCCUCUCCUUUUCUUUGUGUGAAUAUCUAUUGAAUAGGAACUGUCAAUCGAUGCAAUAUUAAAAUAUCCCAAUGUGGGGGCCCA